This is a messenger RNA of Trichobilharzia regenti, 917 nucleotides long. NCBI's taxonomy places the organism in Eukaryota, Metazoa, Platyhelminthes, Trematoda, Strigeidida, Schistosomatidae. The record is from the annotation of a GenBank genome assembly.
UUGAUUAUAUGUUCUCGACUAUAAAGAACGUCUGAAACCAACGUGGACGAACCGUUUACGUCGAACUUAAUCACAAGUAUGCUUAAUUCUUCGAACAAGCCUUCACCGAAUUAAAGCAAACUAACAAACUUGUACAAUGGACCAGUUCAAAAUCAUGAUUUAUUACAUAAUAAUUUAAGUGAAACUAUCUACUCUUGAAGACAUCAGAGAAUUUGUUCUUUAGCCCUUACCUGCACAGAUCGAUGUGUCCUCCCUGUGUACCUGUGGAUAUAAUUUGAUAAGUGUAGCGGGAUUCACUAUUAUAAAUCCGACGCUUUGACAGUUUACAUAACAACAGAAAAGGCGUUUUUUCAUCUAAAAUACGAAAUGUAACGAGAAACAGAUACACUGUACACCCGUCUUUUAGGUAUAUGCGAAAUACUGAGGAUUCAUUAAUCCAUCCUCGGUUGUAGCUGUACAACGUUGGUCACACACAAUAAACGCGAAACUCACAUUUAAGUUUGCAUGCGGAUUUUACACACCCCUAAACGUAACACUGCUAGAACAUUUUAACUGAUAUUCGCUGUUAUUUUAUAUGAAAUUUAUAUGUAGACGUCAAUUUUGUGAAAACAUGUUAACACUUUUGCACUCAGAUGUUCAGAAUGUCUAUUUUAUUUUUCCAACAGAUUGUAUUAUGGUCUGCAACUAUCUGUUUUAUGUGUUGUAAAACGGCUGAUUUUAACUGUUACUUUUUAUUGGGCUUCGUUAUUCUGGAAGAUGUGUUAACAGUUAUCGCCUGCAUCUAUUUUAGAAGAUUCAAACUAGUGGUGAUGAUAGUUCUGAUAUCUUUAUCAGUGGCUUUUUUGAUAACUGGAACAGUUUUGUUUUAUUUGGAUUUGAUUCUAGUGUUUGUCAGCUUGCUUAAAUAACGUGAAUAU